AUGCUCAUCUCAUCUAUUCUAGCGAGUCUGGCUUCGAUAUGCUUGCAUACGAGGCCUGUGCUUGCUGAGUUGAGGAUCACGGCCGACCAUCAUUCCUUUGGUGGCGUCAAUUAUCCUUUGCUUCAGUUCUUCACACCGCAGCACAGAGAUGACACGAUUCGAGAGGUUAUCAAAAGCGGUGCUAGAGUGAUUCGUCUGUUCAUCCGCCCGGACAAGCAGCAUAACGAUCCUGAGGCUGAGCUUGGCGGUUUCGACAAGUCGUUGCUUGAUCAAUUUGACGAUACCAUGGCCGCAAUCCACCACCUGUCAAAAGGUCAAGUCAAAGUGAUUAUUGCACCACACGACGCGCACGCACUUCGUGGCACCAAUGAUGUUCCGUGUGAUGCGUAUUGCAAGAAACUCAACGGGGCAUUUCUGGACUUCUACAGCAGUGAUGAAAUGCGAGAAACGUACAAGACGCGCUUGGACGUCUUCUUCAAACACUAUCCGUCCAAGAACUUUGAUAAUCGUCCUUGGGGAGAUCUUUCGGAGAUCAUUCUGGGAGUCGACUUGCAGAACCAACCAUUCAGUGACAUCUGGCCGAUCCCUUCUGGGGAGUCAUGGCUCUGCGAUAUAGCCAACUAUCUGAAGUUUAACAUCGGCCUCGAAUAUUCUAAUAUAGCAGUCAUUAGUGGCGGUGUGUCCGGACCGCAAUCAGUCGAUGGCAUCCAGAACUUCCCCGAAAGCGUCUUCGAAUGUGCUGCCAUUGAUGUUAUUGGCAUCCAUGGUUACUUUUCCAAAGAGGAUACCGCUACAGCAGGAACACCCUGGGCAAAAUUGUUUAUGCCUGGCAACACCUUGACUGCAAGAGCAAAAGAUAGGGAAGGAAAGGGCAAGCUACUACUUGUGGAAGAAUGGGCGUAUGUGGAUUCCAAGUUUGGGACCUUUUAUAAGAAGGAGGCCAUCUUUGACCAGGGAAAUGCGCUGAAUCUAAGAGGGAUCCCCUGGAUAUACUCUCACCUCACCACCCUGGACGAAGGCAGAUCAGCGCGUGUGAACCCUCUCCGAACAGAGUAUACUGCUUGGACGGCUCUCAAAGAUGUCUUGAAACGAGCGUAUACGACGCGUAGCAACUUCAACUGGGACAAGUACCUGCCGCCUCCUUCUGCUGGUCUUGCCAAGCGACAAGAUAGUGACGGCGAAUGGAUACUUAGGCGCGCUGGUCUUUCCAACCUGACAGCGAUCCCCUUGAAUCCUUAUAUCGUACAACAAAGCGACUGUACGUUCGGCUGCGAGGGCCAUCUUUGUGACGCCGCCGACGGCUGUAGCCCUGACCUGAUUUGUAAAAACAACAUUUGUCAGCAGAAUUCGGAGUCCCAGCCUGGCAAAAUAGGCGAUAGAUGUAACAGCAAGCAGGUCUGUCAGGAGCAUCUUCGUUGCUCGAAUGGAAAAUGUCAAGAAUGCUCAGCAAGACGCACGAUGCAGCCUGUCAUGGAACAACAGAAGAGGGCUCGCGCUGGCGACACGGCGCCUCAGAAUCCGAAUUGGAAUCAUAUCGUCGCCAGUGACCCCCAAGGCUCGUGCUACACCGACAGUCUUUCCAAUCUCUUCGCAAUCUGGCAGCAUGACGGGUCGCAAGGCAUGCUUCCCAUCUGCCUAGCUCCUCCUGGACGCGGCAACCCCUGUGAAUCUGCAGAGCAUUGCGACGUAGAUUCCUACUGCUCCUGGGGACUAUGUACCCGCUGUUUGUCCACGGACAGCUGUCUGGGUGCCGUGUGUCGAAGCAAUGCAAAGUGCAGGACAGGCUUCUGUAACGAUCAUGGGCGAUGUGAUUAUCCAGGUCAAAAGAAAAUCUUGACUGGGCCAGGCGGCGCACGCAUGUCCAGAGACAAGAGAGUUGCAGGUGUGCCCAGAGGACAUGAGCGCGGGCCAGCCAAGGUGAGAGAGGAGGCAAUGCGGAUCCAUAUUCCCGAGGACAAAGUUGGGGAAACGGGGCUGCCCAAGGCCACGGCAUAG
Plenodomus lingam JN3 is the source of this 1995-nucleotide messenger RNA. RefSeq lists its product as uncharacterized. Lineage: Eukaryota; Fungi; Ascomycota; Dothideomycetes; Pleosporales; Leptosphaeriaceae. The record is from RefSeq and is a predicted model, not a curated record.